This is a messenger RNA of Coniophora puteana RWD-64-598 SS2, 953 nucleotides long. RefSeq lists its product as uncharacterized. The coding region runs from base 1 to 891 and encodes 296 amino acids. The record is from RefSeq and is a predicted model, not a curated record. The transcript has 3 exons. Lineage: Eukaryota; Fungi; Basidiomycota; Agaricomycetes; Boletales; Coniophoraceae.
AUGUACGAAGACGCCAGUCCUCUUGUGUUGAACGACCACAGCGCGUGGUAUUAUCCUUCGACCGGGUUUGGUGAAGAAACAAUAACAACAGAAAAUGCAGCGAGGGGAAAUUGGGGCAACAAAACAGUUGCAGGUUCUCGAUGGGCACGGAAGGGCAAGAGCGCCCCAUGGGGCCCAGGGAUGGACGAAUGGGAAGCAGAGGAACGUGCACGCAAACGCAUAAAAACACUUUUACCCCAGGACGAACGCUCUCCUUCACCACCCGUACUUCCUCACCUACGCUCCCCAUCGCCCCCAUUGGUUGCACCAUAUCCCCCUCCCACCACACAACAUCUCAACUUCUCGUCCUUCAUUCUUGACAAGGCUGUGACGCAUUCUUUUCGCUCCAAUCUCUUAGAUGAGCUAGAGCAAGCCACGAAUAACCUUAUUGAAGGAGAAGCAGUAAUGAGGCGAGCGUUGGGAAGACUAUGGCAAGCUAUCAGUGAGGACCCGGACGAACGCCCAGCUCAAGAUGAUGUUAUACCCAAACGAGAAGAGCCCGAGGAACAUCAGGAUGGAGAGGACGAACGCGAUGCCAGGGUAGCGCGUGCACCAGACCUUACUCCAGCUACGAAUAGGCUGUUCCUUGCAUCUUACCAGGACGAUGGACUUCCGGUGGUAGAUCCUUCACAGUUCGCCUCGCCUGAGAUGCAGGAAGAAAGUUUGGAAAAGUCUCUCGCUACGUUACAUGAACUACAGGAUGAUGGUCGAGAGUACGUUGAACGGCUAGAAGAGAUCCGCGAGAUCAUUGGAGAUGCACGCGCGCAACGGAACACGAUCUGGGACUUGGUACGAGAGAGGACUAUCAAAGAGCUGCAGGAACAAGCCUUCGAGCAGAACGAGGAGUCAUAGGUGCUGGAAUUAAACGCUACUUGUAUUGUAUGGACGCCAGUGGGUCUUGUGAUGAGAUUAAU